Messenger RNA from Volvox carteri f. nagariensis, 2706 nucleotides. RefSeq lists its product as uncharacterized. The record is from RefSeq and is a predicted model, not a curated record. The coding region runs from base 1 to 2706 and encodes 901 amino acids. NCBI's taxonomy places the organism in Eukaryota, Viridiplantae, Chlorophyta, Chlorophyceae, Chlamydomonadales, Volvocaceae. The transcript has 16 exons.
AUGAUAAUCACACCGUAUCUGUUCAUGCAAUGGCAACGGGAUGGCGGCUAUUCCGUUACGCAUGGAAGCGGUGUGGCAGUCGAGUUUCGUUUGGUGGUGAAGGUGAAUGAAGAGGCAUGCACGUUUAGUUUUGGCGGAUGGUCAGCCUGUCUUUUUAGAUCAUCUGGUUAUGUACCUUCCGUACGUCUCGUGUGGCGGGACUUCAUGUGGGAUGUUCUUCAUUUGGAAAAGCAUCAUCAUCACACCUUUGAUGAGUGUGCCUGCACGUUUACGCAACGAAAAACGACCGUCGUACAGUACGGCAGCACAAUGCUCCGAUCCGGCGGCCACACAGCGACUGAGCCCCGCUCCACUCGAGUCCAGCCCGACGACGUGAUGCCAUCCCAAGGACACCUGCGACAAGCAGCCCGCGACGACAGCAGCCGCGGCGGCGGCGGCGGCGGUGGCGGUGGCGGCGCGGCGGAUGCGACCCGCGAUGCCACGUCAUCAGCACGUACCCACGGCACGGCGACCUCCGUCGGGUUGCCGUUAUCGGGAUCGGCCGCCGUCGCCGUCGGCAUCGCCGUCGGCAUCCCCCGACCCCACAGGAAGAGACGUCCUGCCGCGUCGAUCCAGGCGCUGCGGUCACCGCCGCCGUACACCUGUCGUAAAACAAAACAACCCAUGCCGGAGCCACGGCCUUUAAACAGAGAUGAGAUGACCGUUGUUGGUGGUUGUGAUGAUGGUGCUUAUGGCUGUAAUGAUGAAAGCACAUGUACGAGAACUGGCGACCACAAGAUGGCCGUUGGAGAUGGCCGUUGGAACCGGCUUGCGCCGCCACCGCCGUCAGCGCGGUCUACCUGGCGGGGGCCGCCGCCGCAGCUACGGCCACUGGCUGCAGUGCCUAGUUGCAACCUGCGAUUCGAUCCAAAGCCGUACACUGCCGCGACGGCCCAGUUCCAAGGACAGCGGUUGAGGGCGCAUCGCGACGGCGACAUCAGGUCCCAGGCCGAGCUGACCUCGAUCAUUCCGCCCCGCCACCACAACCUGACCACAGCCUGGACCGCCCAAAACCACCAACCACCAACCACCACGGUGGAAAAUGACCAGCAGGAGGAGCACGCACCCGCACCCCUUGGUGUACCCCUACCCGCCAAAAACACAGUAUGCUCCCAGCCGCAGGCCACUUGUCGUACUUCCCGUACAUGCCCCGGCAGAGCCACGCGCCGCGGCAACGGCAGCACUCGUGUGGCGCCCUCUCCCUCCGCUUUGCCGCCCCCACCGGCGCUUCCAAUCCCUGCUGCUGCUAUUCCUGCUACUGCUGCCGCCGAUUCAUCUCCUCCUAUCCUUCGUGCGGCAGGUGCUACAGCUCCUGCAGCGUUUGAGGCUACCUUGGUGGCAGCAGCAGCGGCGGCGCCGCCGCCACUACAGCCUCCCAGCUUCUUGUGUAGCUGCUCUGUACGGGGCAGCUACGCCGCCAUUUUCACCCAUUCCCCCCACAUGGGUACGGAACACUUCGACAGUGACCGAUCGAUUAACGCCCCUGCAGUACUGCCGGAGGCCGCCGCCACCGCCACCUGGUCUUGGGUGCCGUGGGCCGCUUCGGGGCAAUGGAUUCGGGGUACCGGCAACAAUAUUGCUAUUAAUAUCUCAAGCGACAACAUGUACCGGUUUCGUGUGGCAGUUACUCCCAGGCGCAACCUUAUCUAUGCAAUUUCUGGUCCAAAUGACACCAUCGUGGCAUUCAACUUCACCCGUAAUACUCGCGGUUUCCAGUCGGCUAUUUGGUCUACGCCUCAGAUUUCCGGUCUUGCUGAGAAGCAGCCCGUCCUCAACGUUGACACCAGUACAGACCAGGUCUAUUUCCUUCAUCCAGUCGAUGGAAGGAUAUACUGCUAUGACGCAAGCCAGCAAGGUCCCAACGCUGCUGCUCCUGUAUGGGUCUCCUCCUUUGUGUGCUCAGACCCCGCCGAUACGCGAAACCAGCACCUUCAAGCCUUCACCGCAAACGGCACAUGGCUGCUUGCCCGCUGCAAUAGCAGUGUGGUGAUGGUGGGUCCAAGGGGCCAGCUGCUAAAGACCUUUGCGGGCAGCAGCAUGCGGGCCUACGUGGCGAGCUCAGACCUGGCAGCUGCCAUCUCCGUGUACAACAACUUCACUCGGUACCAGUCUGCGUUUGAUUUGGGUCCAUUACUUCCCGGCGUGAGGGAGGGGGAAAUGGAUCUGAGUGUACUGCCAACACCGGUUAUCGCCAAUAAGUUCAUGUACGGCAUCGUACAAGGCUUUAAACCGUCGUCGGUUCCGGGUUUAUACCCCGACGAUUAUUGCUGGUGGUUUUUUGCCGUCAAUUGUACGGUGCCCAAAACACCUACAUUGCUAUGGGUGUCCCAGAGACAAGGGACCCGGGGCUUCCUGGCGCCGCAGGUUCCCUGGGUGACAGCCCCUGCCGUAUUCAUUACUGACUACCAGCAGAAUGCCACACGGGGGUUCGACAGAACCACGGGUCAGGCCUUUUUCAACGUCCCCACAGACCCCUACACGUUGAAAGGCGCUACUCCGCCCAAGGGGACUUACAAAAUUAGCCUGCCAUGGGUGUCGUACGACGGUUACUUUCAGGUCUUUCAGAAUGACGAAUGGCAGUACGACCAAGGCAUUGAGGGCGCCGGAUCCAUUGGGAAUAUACUUUCCUUACUCGGCACUCCCUUCAAACCUCCACUGCCCCCCUAA